AUGGAUUUUAGCCUUCGACACCUUCGCUGGGAGCAUCAAGCUCCUCGCCGUGAACCUGACCCUCAACCUCGAGAACCUGCACUUGCCGCUCGCCUCAUCUCCCCAAUCCCCUUCGAGCACGAGAUCGCCGCUGGCCUCUUUACGCCUGACCGCCGAGUUGAGAAUCCGGUCCUGCAGCCAGCGACUCCGAACGAGACAAGCUCCGUCGACCUCAAGACCGACGACGCCGACCGUGACUACGACUUUGUCAACGACUUUGCCAACGACCCUGACAAAUCCGUCGACGACGAAAAGAUGGUGCAGCUGGUCGAGGUAGAGGACGAGCACUUCCAGCACGUCCAGGAAGGCCCUGUGGAGGACGAUGGCGACUACACGGAUACUGACUCCGAAAUCUCCAACGACUCCGACUACGACCCCACGCAAGAGUCCCUCGCGGAGCGGAUUUCUGCCCUGCGCGACAUCGUCCCGCCGACGACUCGCGCCUGGUUUUGGAACAAGUUUCAGACGACCCAGCGCGUCGUCAAGGGCGUCAUCUUCUUCGCCGGCCGCUCCAUGUGGUCCAUUUCCGUCUCGGCCCUCCUGAUCGGCGUGCCCUUCGCCCUGUGCUGGGCUGAAGAGCAGCAGGUCAUCGCCAUGGAGCAGGAGGCGCGCAUGCGCGAGAUGGGCGCCGACGUGCUCACCGCCGGUGGCGGCGAGGGCGGCACCGCUGACAGGGUCGGCCAGGCCCUGGGCAAGGAGGGCGGUGUUGAGACCAAGGCUGCUGGACUCUGA
This is a messenger RNA of Diaporthe amygdali, 771 nucleotides long. RefSeq names its product mitochondrial import receptor subunit tom22. Gene Ontology annotation, cellular component: mitochondrial outer membrane. NCBI's taxonomy places the organism in Eukaryota, Fungi, Ascomycota, Sordariomycetes, Diaporthales, Diaporthaceae. The transcript is spliced from 2 exons. Gene Ontology annotation, biological process: intracellular protein transport. The coding region runs from base 1 to 771 and encodes 256 amino acids. The record is from RefSeq and is a predicted model, not a curated record.